AUGUCGGAAAGAAAUGAUGAUGAUCCGGUGCAGACAAGCACCGAACAAAUGAAAGAGAUUAUUGCUGAAGAAGUGGGGAAGGCAAUUGAAGGUAGUCUAUCCGGGUUUAUAGACAAAAUACAAAACAUGGUGUUAUCAUUAGUUGAAGAACGGGUCAAAAGGUUGGAAGAUAGUGUCAACCUUAUAAAAGAAAAAUCGGGAGAACGCAAAGGGUGUUCGUACAAAGAAUUCAUGGCGUGUAAACCGCCAAUCUACAACGGGGAGGUCGACCCGAUAAUAUGCCAAAGGUGGUUAAGUGAUGUCGAUGGGGUAUUUGAAAGGACCCAUUGUGACGUAAGCGAUUAUGUGGCUUACGGAACGGGUCAAUUAAGGGGUCAAGCCAAGGAUUGGUGGGAUAACAAAAAGAAGGAGAUUGGAGCCGAAGCGGCAAGGGUUAUGACGUGGGACGAGUUUAAGGUACCAUUCCUUAAACACCACAGUCCCAAGGCGGUCAUCAACAAAAUCAAGGAGGAAUUCAUCCAGUUAAGGCAAAAGGGUGAAACGAUUGAUAAAAUCACGGCGAUGGAUGUCAACUUGAGCCCUAUAAAGAAGGCUCGAACAACCGAGACGGUAAAGGAGACAGAUGCGAAGGGUGGAACACCAAGUUGCAAAGUUUGUGGAGAGGGGCACAAGGGCGAAUGCCGCUUUAAAGACAAACCAUGCCCCAUAUGCAGGAAGACAGGGCAUACGGCUGCGCUAUGUCCCGGGAAAGUUUCGGUGUGCUAUAAGUGCUAUCAGCCGGGUUAUAAAAAGUCGGAGUGCCCGGAAUUGGACGGGAAAAGGAAUGAGAAGGAUGUGCAGAUGGAGGCACAAAAGGCAAGGGCCCGAUCCUUCCAAUUAACCGCAACCGAAGUAAAGAUAGAACCUGAUGUCGUUUCGGGUAUGUUUCUUGUGAAUUUAAUUUUAACACAAAUUUUAUUUGAUUCCGGUGCGAAAUAUUACUGA
This is a messenger RNA of Helianthus annuus (common sunflower), 984 nucleotides long. RefSeq lists its product as uncharacterized. Bases 1 to 984 code for a protein of 327 amino acids. The record is from RefSeq and is a predicted model, not a curated record. Gene Ontology annotation, molecular function: nucleic acid binding; zinc ion binding. Lineage: Eukaryota; Viridiplantae; Streptophyta; Magnoliopsida; Asterales; Asteraceae. The transcript has 2 exons.